CUGAUGUAAGAAUAUACGUUUGCAAAACAAAACCAACUAGUGCGCUGCUACCUCGGUACCGUAACUUGAAAAAAUUGUACUACUCUGAUCUCCAAUUUUUUUUAAGUUUCAAAAGAUUUCAAAGAAGGACCCUUUUCGAUUCCAACUGAUAUGGCAGACAACGCAAAAGUCAAGGAGCUCGUUUCAAAGUGCAUGCAUGCACGGGAAAUGGCAUAUUGCCCUUACAGCCGGUUCCCGGUCGGUGCCGCCAUAUUGACAGCAGGUGGCGAUAUAAUUACGGGUUGCAAUGUGGAAAAUGCCUCUUUUGGGCUCACAGUGUGUGCUGAGCGAACAGCAAUACAGAGAGCCAUAGCAGAGGGACACAGGAAAUUCAGUGCUAUCGCUGUUACAUGUGACAUCAAAGAUAGUUUUGUGGGACCUUGUGGAGCUUGUCGGCAGGUGCUCAUUGAGUUUGGAACAGAUUGGGUUGUGUACUUGACUAAACCAGAUGGAUCAUACAAAGAAACCAGCCUCAAAGAACUGCUCCCUCUAGCUUUCUCCCCAGCCCACCUAGGAAAUUAACUGACACAGCCGUGGACAUAGCCAUAGUUAGCCUACACAGUUACGGUAAUUCACAUGGUAUAGGUAUGUUAUUUCACAUUCAAAAUACUUCUUCUCGCCACAUUCCGUCUAGGCCUAGUGGUACAGCCAGGCAGAAUUUAUAUUUAGAAAAAUUAUAUAAAAAGUUUCUUUCUGAAGAGAAAAGACAACUAUGUUCAACUACACUCAAAUGACUGUUUGCAUUAAAUAAAACCAUAUGAUUUUAAA
This is a messenger RNA of Coregonus clupeaformis (lake whitefish), 807 nucleotides long. Its product is annotated as zgc:103586. Gene Ontology annotation, cellular component: cytosol. Gene Ontology annotation, molecular function: zinc ion binding; cytidine deaminase activity. The record is from RefSeq and is a predicted model, not a curated record. The coding region runs from base 151 to 561 and encodes 136 amino acids. The transcript is spliced from 5 exons. Lineage: Eukaryota; Metazoa; Chordata; Actinopteri; Salmoniformes; Salmonidae.